AUGAUAAAUUUUUAUGGAAAAUUCUUGCCAAAAGCUAGUACAGUGUUCAAACCAUUGUAUGAUUUACUUGCCAAAGAUGCUGUGUGGGAUUGGAAUGAAAGAUGUGAGGAAGCUUUUGAACUUAGUAAGGAAAUGUUAUUGAAAAGUAAAGCUUUGGCAGUCUACGAUCCUUCAAAAGAAUUAAUUUUGAUUAGUGAUGCCUCGCCUGUUGGAGUUGGUGCUGUUUUGGCUAUCAGAGAAGGCAAUGAAGAGAAACCUGUUGAAUUCAUGUCGAAGAUGUUGACAAUUACCCAGCAAAGAUAUUCUCAGUUGGAGAGAGAGGCGUUAGGCAUCAUCAUAGCUUUGCAAAAAUUUCAUAAAUAUUUGUGGGGAAGAAAAUUCAAGAUUGUGACUGAUAACAUGCCUUUGAAAUCCAUGUUUUCCCCUACCAAGACAACCCCGAAAGUGUCUGCCCAACGACUGCAGAGGUGGUCUGUUAUUCUGGGCAACUAUGAUUAUGACCUGGAGUACAGGAAGUCCAGCCAGAUGGGUGCAGCAGAUAUGCUCUCAAGACUACCUGUCAAAGAAUAUGCUUUUGAUGAGACUUGUAAUUUUGUUGUAGAUCUUCCAGAUUUGCCUGUGUCUUGUGAGACAGUUAUCCUGGAAACCUCUGCUGAUCCGCAACUGUCUGCAAUGAAGUCCUACAUCCAGAAAGGGUGGCCAGCAACCUGCCCAGCUGCAGAUCUCAAGACAUACUUUGAUGUAAGGUAUGCCCUGUCUCUUGAAAAUAAUUGUAUACUUCUGGGUGACAGAGUAGUUGUGCCACCAACCCUGCACAAGAAAAUACUCCAGAACCUCCAUGAUGGUCAUCCUGGCAUGGUGCGCAUGAAGCUGAGGGCGAGGUCCAUCAUGUGGUGGCCCACCAUCACCAAGGACAUCGAGGACUUCGUGGCGCGCUGUGAUCCUUGCAGCAAAUCCAACUUCAAAGCUGUAUCUACGGAGCAUGUGCCAUGGACUCCCACUACUCAACCAUGGGAGAGGAUCCAUAUUGACUUUUAUUUCCUGAAUCAAGUGACUUAUCUUUUGUGUGUAGACAGUCAUUCCAAAUGGGUUGAAGUUUGGAGUAUGUCUAAAACAAAUGCCAGUGCUGUAAUAGAUAAGCUUAGUUUGUGUUUUUCUACUUGGGGCCUACCUGUGGAAAUAAUGAGUGACAAUGGACCGCCUUUCAACUCUGUUGAGUUCAUUGACUUUUGUACUAAAAAUCUCAUUGUUGUUUCCAAGAGUGCACCUUACCAUCCUGAAGGAAAUGGCCAAGCAGAACGCUAUGUACAAACUGUGAAAAUUGGUCUAAAGAAGGCUCUAACCAAAGAUGACAAUAAUCCUGUGUCUUUAAAAUUGUCAAAUUACUUGUUAGCUUUAAGAACCACUCCUUCCACUGUGACCAAAAAAUGUCCCUGUGAUCUUAUGUUAGCUUAUGAGCCAAAAACCCUAGUCAAUGCCAUUAAGCCUAACUUAAGAACCUAUGUGCCGUCCAAACGUCAAUUUCAGAUCAAUGAUCUAGUCAAAGUGAAAUUGUCUGCCAAACAUGAGGUAUUUGAUGCAAAGAUUCUGAAAAUUGCAGGUCCAACGCUUUUGCAUGUUGAGAAGUGUGACGACCACAAGGUUGUGCAAGUCAGCACAAAUCAGAUUCAACCGAAGCCUACUCAACCAGAACAACCUGAAGUUGAGGCCACACCGAGUGUUUCCUUUCCUGAACGUGACUUUCACCCCAAGCCUGUCUUGUCUCGUGUCACACCCAAGCCUGUGGUGACACCUGCUCGUCACCAACCUGUGACACCUGCUACCCCAAGACCCAUGAUGUCUCCUGUCAGCACACCAGUGAGAUCUCCAAAUGUGGUUAAUGACUCUCAGGUUUCGAACCCAAACGGAGUUAGAGGCACACCAAUGGUCACCACACCAUUACCUCAACGAGAACUUCGAUCCAGAGCUACCCUGCAGAAGCCUGAACGAUUCAGAAGCAAUGACUUUGUCUCCUAUUAA
Molecule: messenger RNA, 2019 nt
Organism: Frankliniella occidentalis (western flower thrips)
Lineage: Eukaryota; Metazoa; Arthropoda; Insecta; Thysanoptera; Thripidae
Exons: 1
Coding region: 1-2019 (672 amino acids)
Biological process (GO): DNA integration
Molecular function (GO): nucleic acid binding
Source: RefSeq, a predicted model, not a curated record